AUGACAACAACACAAGAUAAUUAUUCAAUAGUAGAUUUCCUACGCACAUUACAAGAUCCUGCGCCUCAGUAUGUACUAGGUUGUGGACCGGCUGUAGCAACAAUAGGUGCAUCGCCAGAGAGUGGUUUAAUAAAUAAGUUAUUAUGGUUAUUACGAUGUCUUGGUUGUCCAUUUACCGGAUUGUUUUACGCCUGCGUAUGCAAUGAUCCGAUAACAAUGAGUAUAUACUGGCUCACUUCAGAUCAUUUUAUGAUGAAAGAUGAAAAUAUACUUCCCUAUAGACCUUUAGGUCAUUAUACUAUGAAAAUAACAGUAGAUGAACAAGAUGAUGAUGUUAUUAAAUUACUUGAAGAAUGUAUUGCAGAGGCUUCCGUACUAGAUAGACUUAGUUCGCUGGCCUCUGCAUAUUAUAUAUUUCUUGGUAUAAUUACAGGGUUAAUCAAAGCGAUGCGUAUAGGACAACCAUGUCCUAAAGAAGAUUGGCCAUAUCUACCACUAGCAUUAGCCUGGACAUUACCAGCAAUUUAUAAGAGAGUAUAUGGAGGAAGAAUGGUAGUUAACGACCCUAGAGACAGGUUAAAAGAUAUGCACCUUGUUGUGAGUGACCUUAAACAUCGUGAAAGCCACAAAAGAAGUGCCCGAGUUGCUCAAGUUAUGAUUAUCCUUUUAUUCUCAAUUAUAAUUCAUUGGAUUUCGGUACUUCUUGCUUAUUUUACUUAUCCAGUAGGAUAUGGAUGCCGAAGCAGAUAUCUUACAGUAUUGUCUUCUAUUUGGUCAUUCAAUAACCUUAUUGCAUAUAUAUCUCAUAUUAUAGGUGAAAGAUCUGUAGAGGGUAAUAGAUUCAUUCAUGGAUGGUUUUGCCUUUGUGGUGUUACUAUUUUUAUCCUUUUGAUUUUGUUAGGCUUGUUAAGCCAUACACAAUCAUGGUGGAAAGAUCUAUUCGGAAACAUCUGUGACGAUGCAGCAAGAUGUAAGAUGUGA
Molecule: messenger RNA, 981 nt
Organism: Rhizophagus irregularis DAOM 181602=DAOM 197198
Lineage: Eukaryota; Fungi; Glomeromycota; Glomeromycetes; Glomerales; Glomeraceae
Source: RefSeq, a predicted model, not a curated record